UUAUAAUGUAAAUGUACGGUGAACGAUGCCGCGCUCGAUUACUCUGGUCUGAAUCCGCGAUCAGCUCGUCCUUCCUGUCAGCACGUGCGGUUUCACAGCAGCGGCGUUAUUUGGAUCCCGUGCGUUUUUGAGCUAUGGAUAGUGUCGUGCAAUCCCCACUCCCGCCAAAACAAAGCGAGAUACUGGGAAUCAAGUCUCAGCAAGCAGCGGCGGCGGAUGCGUUCACCGCAUCUUUCCUGAGGAAUUGUCUUCCCCAAAUGAAAAGUAAAGACAUCGAUGAAGCGAUAGCGUACAAAGCGGUGAUACUGGAAUAUAAAAGAAAGAAGAAGAAGGGAAAGAAAAGAAAGGCCAAAGGACUGAGUGCCAAAGAAAGACGACAGCUGAAAAUACACCAGCUCAGACCUGAACAUCAAAAGUAUGAACUCUUCUUGCCUCUGCAUGAGCUAUGGAAACAGUACAUUGCUGAUCUGUGUAAUGGACUGAAACCGGGAAGCAACCCACAGAUGAUCCAGCAGAAGCUCUUGAAAGCUGAUUUCCACGGUGCUGUCUUAACAGUUGUCAGAUCAAAAUGCCCCUCGUAUGUUGGUCUAACUGGCAUCCUGGUGCAGGAACUGAAGCACGUCUUCAAAAUCAUUACGAAAGAGGACAAACUAAAAGUCAUCCCGAAGAGGAAUAGUGUGUUCAGUGUGGAACUUGAUGAUUUCGUAACGCACAUCUAUGGCAGCAAGUUUGAACUGCGCUCCAGUGAGCGGUCGGCAAAGAAAUUCAAAGUUAAAGGAACUAUCGACUUGUAAAGGGACGUUUUAAACAUCAUGUCAAGUUUAACGGUAUAAUUUUACUUAUACUGGAGAAUUAAGAGAAGACGUUUAAUCAUUACGGAUUAUUUUUUGUUUCCUCCUUGUAUUGUUAUUACACUUUUCUUUUCUUCUGUUUAUUUAUGUUUUUGGCCAGUCGUGAAACUAUAUGGGCCAUUUAGAAAAGUUAAUUGUUUUUGAUUGUCCACCAGGGGGAGCUUUUUUUAUUUUUUUUGAGGGCGUGAGAAUGAAUUUUGAUCUUUUUAUUAUUAUUUUUUUUUAAUCGUACCUGACACAUCCCACAACCUAUUUAUUUAUGGCUUUAUUGCAUUGUCAGGCGUAGGCAGCACUGCAAAUGCUACAAAUAAAAGUGCUUCUCCCUUAAA
Molecule: messenger RNA, 1180 nt
Organism: Puntigrus tetrazona (Sumatra barb)
Lineage: Eukaryota; Metazoa; Chordata; Actinopteri; Cypriniformes; Cyprinidae
Gene: pop4
Product: POP4 homolog, ribonuclease P/MRP subunit
Exons: 7
Coding region: 135-794 (219 amino acids)
Biological process (GO): rRNA processing; tRNA 5'-leader removal
Cellular component (GO): ribonuclease P complex; ribonuclease MRP complex
Molecular function (GO): ribonuclease P RNA binding
Source: RefSeq, a predicted model, not a curated record